AAUAAAGCCGCUCAAAUUACACCUACCUGUGGAGCAAAAGAGUGGCGCGAAGUCUCAACGGUUGGUGUGACUAACUUUCUCUCCUUCAGAAAAGAAAACUAAACAAAAUGUCAGUCUGUUUCCUUCGCGGUCGUUUCUUCAAACACCUUGCAUACACCACCGUCUUCUCCAUCCGUCACAUUCAUCGUCGCACUAGGCCUCCCACAUCUUUAACAUCUCCAUUCACUCACUUCUCAGCUCUCUCUUCCGCACCCACUCAAGCACUACCCCAAUGGAGGCUCACUUCGAUUCCCGCUACAUUUUCAACUUCUUCUUCUCCGGAGAUUCCGUUACUCUUCACACCUCCUUACAUCUCUGUUAGCAUUCACUGUCCAAAAGAUGUUGCUGAUAUGUUUUCGGAAUCCCUUUUAUGUUUUGGUGCAAGUUCUACCAGCAUGGAUGAACAAGACAUCUAUGAGCAUAAUGCUGAGGUGUGCAUUAGUUCCAUAUUUUUCAAUUGCCAAGAUGUGGAUGAGUGCAUUUCACAUGCUGCUGAUUCCAUAGGCUUGAAAGAGAUACCUCGUUAUGAGGUCAUUAUGGGUGACCAUUCUGAUUGGAUAAAGAAAACUCAGGAAUCAUUUCAGCCAGUGGAAGUUACUGAGGGACUUUGGAUUGUGCCUGAGUGGAGAACUCCCCCAGACCUUCAAGCAACAAAUAUAAUUUUGAAUCCUGGACUGGCAUUUGGAACUGGGGAACACCCUACAACUAAGUUGUGUCUGCUGCUGCUGCAUGGAUUAAUAAAAGGAGGAGAACUCUUCUUGGACUAUGGCACUGGUUCUGGGAUCCUUGCAAUUGCUGCCCUUAAGUUUGGUGCCGCCCUAUCUGUUGGAUUUGAUGUUGAUUCCCAGGCAAUAACAUCUGCACGUCAGAAUGCCACUCUGAACCACAUAGAACCUGAGAAAAUGCAAUUGCAUCUUGUCCCUAACAAACCGAGCCCUCCCUUGACGAAUGAGUUGUUAUGUAGAGGUGUGGAAGGGCCAAAUCCAUGUGGCACGGGAGUCAUCACUGAAACAGGGAAGUACGAUGUGGUUAUUGCAAAUAUACUUUUAAAUCCUCUACUGGAUUUGGCAGAUCAUAUUGUUUCUUAUGCCAAGCCUGGAGCAGUUGUCGGUGUCUCUGGUAUCAUAUCUGAGCAGAUUCCAUUUAUUAUGGAACGUUAUUCACAAUUCUUGGAAGGCAUUUCAGUGUCAACAAUGGAUGAUUGGGCUUGCGUAACCGGCACUAAGAAGAGAAAUCUUACUGUUAGCUGAAGAGGAGAGCCGUUUGUUGAAACAGUAUGUAAAAACUUGGGAAGCUAAUGCUGUUUGGCAAAGUUCAAGGUCAAGCUUGUAUCGAACAAUACAGCAUGGUUUCUCUGGCAUGAAAAUGGCCGUUGUUUUUUCUUUGUAUUGAAUCAUGUACUGUAAUAUUAUUCAUUUAUAUAUAUCUUCUUUGAUCAUAUAAGAGAGCCCUAAG
Messenger RNA from Cornus florida, 1494 nucleotides. RefSeq lists its product as uncharacterized. Gene Ontology annotation, molecular function: protein-lysine N-methyltransferase activity. The coding region runs from base 108 to 1289 and encodes 393 amino acids. NCBI's taxonomy places the organism in Eukaryota, Viridiplantae, Streptophyta, Magnoliopsida, Cornales, Cornaceae. The record is from RefSeq and is a predicted model, not a curated record. The transcript is spliced from 7 exons. Gene Ontology annotation, biological process: peptidyl-lysine trimethylation. Gene Ontology annotation, cellular component: mitochondrion.